This is a messenger RNA of Amphimedon queenslandica, 894 nucleotides long. RefSeq lists its product as uncharacterized. The record is from RefSeq and is a predicted model, not a curated record. The coding region runs from base 150 to 779 and encodes 209 amino acids. Lineage: Eukaryota; Metazoa; Porifera; Demospongiae; Haplosclerida; Niphatidae. The transcript is spliced from 2 exons.
UGUAAAUGGUAGACUAUAGUCUACCAUGCAAUUAGUUGUACAUCAGUAGGGCAUUUUCUCAUAUUAGGUACUCCUACACAAUCCACCCUUGUUCCUUUAUCUACUUGUACUGCUUGUGUAGUUCAACUUCUUUUCACUGUUUUUCAAUCAUGAUUGAUUUGUGUCAGUGGAGAACUAGAAUAGGAUCCUGGAACUGUUCCCGCCAUUGGAGACAACCCAGUGCUUGUACUAGUACUGGUAGCAGUUACUGUGGAACUGGUAGAGCUAGUACUGAUGAUACUGUACAGGAAAAGGGCCCUAGACUUGUUUUGUCUAUUUUUUGUCUUCUUAUCCUCCUCUUCAUAUCAGGAGAUGUGGAACUUAAUCCUGGACCCACUCUUACAGAUAAGCCAACAAAAGAUGAAUUGGUUGAGUUAUUGAAUAGCUCAAAGUUUACUGCUGGUACUUGGGAACAGUUUGUCUGUUGUCUUCCUAACAUGACACAAGAAGUCAUUGGUAAUAUCAAACAGAGUGAGAUGGUGCAGGGAGAAGGGAAGGAUGCUGGCCCAAUUGAUUACAUGAGUGCCGUAGCUCACCGUUGUCUUAAUGAUAAUCCUGAUAUGACAUGGAAGAGAAUCAUGAUGUCACUUUUAGAUGCAAAAGAAUGCAUUUUAACUAACCAAAUUUUGACUGACGUUGAAUGUUCAUGUGCUGGGAAAAAAGGUCAGUUUUACAAUUCUGCAAGUGACAUAAUUAUAUAUUUAUUUUACAAUAAUAGGAACAAAAGUAGAUGCUACUAAAAUAAUUAAAUCUACAUUAAGAGGGCGUUAUUCUUCUUUAUGUCAUGCUACUAAAAAUUGCUUGCAAUCAGUUUCUUGGGAAUUUUUUUCUAAAGAUCUUAUUAGCCGAGAUGUU